Molecule: messenger RNA, 228 nt
Organism: Gongylonema pulchrum
Lineage: Eukaryota; Metazoa; Nematoda; Chromadorea; Rhabditida; Gongylonematidae
Source: the annotation of a GenBank genome assembly
AUGAGUUGCCCGGAUUUUAUGCGAUGGGUCGUUGAACGGGGUGCUCAGAAUUUUGGUGUCUAUGCUGAGCAGUGUCUGGGUGAGGCUGGAAAGGGAUUAUUCGCCGGAACGGAUUUUCGUGAAGGUGAAAUCCUAAUGUGCGUUCCUUCCAGUCUCAUUAUCACUGCCGGGGUGGUUGCCGAUAUGGCAGGAUAUGAUGGUUUGUUCAAAAGGUUAAUUCUCAUUUGA